CAGGAAAUUCAAGGGAAGACGGCCGGACCGAAACCUCGUCGUCCGGUUCGGGCGAGGGCUUGAAAAAAGAGAGGAUUGAGCUCCGGUGUCGUGAUCGUCUACCUAUACUGGAAGAAGAAGAUGAAUUAGGCGGGUGCAGUUGCAUCGCAAAGGGGAAUUUGGCGGCGGUGGAGGAGACAGGAAAUUCUUGCGAAUCUCGAUCUGUCUCGCGUUCGGCUUCUCCGUUCGCGGCCGUCAGAGCCAUGAUUCGACGGCAUUAGAUGCGACGGCGAGAGGAGGCGGAGAAGGAGGGGAAUCAGGAGAAGGGGAGCUGGUCUCGAUGGACAAAGGGUUUAGUUUCGAGCUGGGGGGAGCUAUUGAGGUCGGCUUAUGUGUUGGGCAAGAGUAGGCUGGGGAUUAUGUACAAAGUGGUCCUCGGGAAUGGGAUUCUGGUGCAGAGCGGUGGCUCGGGGAAGGCGGGGAGCAGAGGUACAAGGAGUUCUGGCGGAGGUUAAUAUCGACAAGGAAGCCUUCACCGAUGAUUUCUUCUGGCAUGCGUUCUUCGAUGGGUUAUAUCUGCGGAUUCUUAUGAGGUGAGGUCAGGAAAGAGUUUAACAAUAGCAAGAAGGAAGAAACAAGGUGAAUUUUUGGGGCUUUCUUCUCCUUUCCCCCAACUGGAUUUUUUCAAGGAGGAAGAGAUUUUUUAAUGAAUAUAAUAAUGAGGUGGAAAAUAUAAAAGUUUAUUUUUUUAUUUUUAAUAUUUUUUUAGUUGCCACGUCAAUAAGUUAACGGUCAACUUUGAGAGUUGACUGUCAUAUCAGUCAAAGUUAACGGAGUUGGACGGAGAGUGACCAAACGUGAACGGUUUCAGUAAACUGAAGUACCACCAAUGGAUUUAAAUAUUUCGAGUGACCAAACUUGAACGUUUUUUGUAAUUUCAGUGACCAACCAUGCAAUUAACCAAUUAUUAUUAUUAAAAAUAAUUAAUUUCGAUAGUUGUGAGAAUCAUUCUAGAAACAAGAAUUGAAAUAAAUCUAAGAAACUAGUAUCGGAUAUAAAUUUCCAUAUAUUCUGGAAUUGCUUUCAAACAGAAUUUCAAAAGAAAUAUGUUCCUGUUUCUAAAAGUUUGUGGCACAUCAUUGAGCAUCAUCUUUAUGUUUAUGUUUGACAACGAGGAGGGUGCAAAUUCGAGGGUUGCAAACUGAUGUGUAAAUUGUAGGAGGGGUAAAUUUAAGAGGGUAUAAAUUGUUGUUUGGGAGAAAAAGUAAGGGGUGUAAAUAAGUAAUAAAAUAUAUAUUUAGAUAUAAAAUAAUUAUAAUUGUUAUAAAAAAUUAACUCAAAAUAAUUAAAAUGACCCCACCACUUACCUCUUUUUCCUUGCCAUUUCCCUUACCCGUUCCCACCACCUUCUAAGGUCUCACCCCCUUCCCUCUCCUUCCAUCUUGCACCCCAAUUUGGGGGAAGCCAAAACAGUGACUUUAACUCCCUUUCUCCACCCCCAUUCUUGUUGCAACGUAUCCAGACGAGGAUAAAUGCCUCGUAGCCCUCAUUUGCACCCUAUAUAUGCACCCGCUCUUCCAAACAGAGUGUAACUUAAGAUGUCUCAGCUUCCUCCAAUUUUUUUUUUUUUUUUUUUUUUUUUUUUUUUUUUGUAGAUGGUAGCAGGAAGGUUUGUGAACGCUUACUCAACAAACGAUUGGAUGCUUGGAAUUGCUUUCCGGGCAAGGUAUCGGACCGUCAGGAAUCUGUUUUUACAAACAAAUGAUGUAGAAAUUUGUUCAUAAAUAAAGCAUAAACGUUUUGCCUGCGUUCAAAUACCAAGCAUGCAAAUGCAUGUGGGCAUCACCAAUUCACCAUUCUAUAUAAGAAGCUAAACACUUACCUUUUCUUGACAGUUUGCUUACACAAGGCUUAGCCGGGAUUCAACCAAUAGACGUCCCAGGAAUCGAGAAUGUUAGAAAUGCUCUUUCCCUUGUUUUCCUUUUUUCCUCCAACUGAUGUGCGAUUAAUCCUAUCCAUCUAUUCCUUGGAAACUAAAACUGCUGCAGGUUGAUGUUACUGAGUACAUUGAAGGCCAUUCGUCGUAUCUCUGGAUUACACAGGAUAUCUUGGAACGCUUGGAAAUGGACACAUAUUUCCCAGUUUUCAGAAACAGCCCCUUGAGUCCCAGUAGGCGCAGCCGUCCCUCCCAAGGACAGGUAUAGAUAGGUUGCUAGGUUAGGACCUGAAAGAGAGAGUACAAGAGGCAGGGUUUUAUGGGGCAGUAGUGGAAUGGAAGCAAGUCCAUUGUCUUGUCGUAGUUUAUUGCUUCGCAAGAUCUUAUGUUUGUAUAUAAGAACGUGAAAGGUUACUGAAAUUUUCGUCCCCCAAUCCCUUUAACGGUAAUUAAUAGAAUUUUGCACG
Linum trigynum is the source of this 2382-nucleotide messenger RNA. The record is from the annotation of a GenBank genome assembly. NCBI's taxonomy places the organism in Eukaryota, Viridiplantae, Streptophyta, Magnoliopsida, Malpighiales, Linaceae.